This is a messenger RNA of Chelonoidis abingdonii (Abingdon island giant tortoise), 3991 nucleotides long. RefSeq names its product synapse defective Rho GTPase homolog 2 (gene SYDE2). Gene Ontology annotation, molecular function: GTPase activator activity. Gene Ontology annotation, cellular component: synaptic membrane. Gene Ontology annotation, biological process: signal transduction; regulation of Ras protein signal transduction; cell migration. Lineage: Eukaryota; Metazoa; Chordata; Testudines; Testudinidae. The record is from RefSeq and is a predicted model, not a curated record.
UAAUGAGACUCUGCCCUGGUGCUGCCGCCCGGCCCAGACGCGGGAGGAGGCGCAGGGGCUACGGGCCGCUUGUGCCCAGGGUGGAGGGGAGGGCCGCCUGGCCGGGACCCGGGAGAGCGCGGGUAGGCUGCGGAACCAACUGCAGGAGGCCUAUUACCUGCUGAUCCACGCCAUGCACGAUCUGCCCCCGGCCAGCCCCGCCUGCGCGGGAGGGUUCCCGCAGCCCGUCGCCUCUUGCGGGGUCGCGGAGAGCAGCGAUGCCUGGUCCUCCUCCUCCGGGGAGGGCAGCCCGCAGCAGCAGGUGUCCGCCCUCGCCUGGUCACCACCGCCCGGCCAGGGCUCAGUAGGGUGUCCCGGCCAGCUGGUUCCUCCUGGGCGUAGGGGUCAGAGCCUGGGGAGCCUCCUUCUGCUGCCCCCCGGCUGCCCCGUGAAGCCACCGCCUCUGCAGCGGUGUCUGAGCGACAGCGUGAUCCGCUACCACCCCGUGGAGCCGGCCCUGGGGCACCUGCUGCAGGGCGAGUCGCCUAGCCCGGCCUGGGACCGGGGGCGGCCGAAUGGCGGCCGCGGGGGAAGCGAUGCUCCUGCGGCCGCUGAGUGCUCAGUCAGUUGCGGGGAGAGCAGUUCCCAGGGCUCCGCGCCGCAAGAGGCAGCGUGCUCCAGCAGCCGCCUGCCCGUCCCCCAGAGCCGAUUCAGGCCGCCCGCGGUCAGCGUCGGGAAGCUGCAGAAGUGGAUGUGCAAAGGGCGCCUGCUGUCCCGGGGAGUGAUGGGGCGCGUCGGGGCAGGGGUUUCCUCCGCUGACCCCAGAGCCAUUGGGACCCGUGCGGCGCUGCCUGCUCAGCCAGAACUUGGAGAAGAGAGGCCCGUAACUCCGCCGGCUUGGAGAGGGCACGGAAGCAAGGCCCUGGCAGCUCCCCCGGAGCAAAGAGUUCUGCUGACAGAUUUAAUUGAAAAUAUUUACAUAUCCUCCACAAGUGGGAGAGAACUUAAAAUUCUUACGGCCAGUGAAGUCCCUGAGCAUAGGCCACAGCUUGACAGCAUCACAGUUUCUAAGAAACGUAACUGGCUACAUCAGAGUACUCUAAAGGCCCCUAAUCUGGAAGAAGAAAAUGUCUGUAAGAAAAUGCAAGGAAAUACUACCCAUGUACCCAAAUUGUCCAGUCCAUUACCUGGACCUAAGCUGCCACCAGUUCCUCCCAAAUCACCUGCAGGACAGGAACGUCCUGCAAGAACCUCUAGUUUUGUAACUGCCAUUCACCAUUCUACAAGCCCUUCGAUUUUGAGAAACUGUACUUUAGACUUCAGUGAGGACAAUGAUGCAGAUGAUGAAGGAGAAAUAUGGUACAACCCUAUCCCUGAAGAUGAUGAGCCUGACUUCCCCAGAGUCCAUUGUUUUACUGGGAAAAACUCUGUUAAUUUGGACUCCCAUACCACCAGUUUCAAGAUGUUGCCUGGGAGUGACCCGAUUAAAGUAAUGGGGCACAAUAAAGGCCUUCCAUACUUCUCAGAAUCUGCAGGAGACGAUCAGAUGACUCAGGCCUGUGAAAUUAAUCAAGCAGAUUCCAUACAUUCCAUAGCGUGUGUGCAGCUGCAGAAGCAGAGUUUUGUGUGCAAGACUCAGAGUGCGACAGGAAUAGAAGAGAGCCCUGCGUUUAAAUAUUGUUCAGCAGGAUCUGAAAUCAUACCUGCAAACAAGGCUGAGGCAGGAGCAACAGAAAUUUCUCCUCCAAGUCCUAAUCCUUUGAAAAAAGGAGGAUCGAUUAAUUGGCCUUUCCCUGAUAAAAUAAAAUCUCCUAGAACUGUGAGAAAACUUUCAAUGAAAAUGAAAAAAUUGCCAGAACUCAGCAGGAAGCUGAGCAUCAAAGGGACUUCAGGCUCUAAUAGUUCAGAUAAUCCUUCUUCCUUGCUGAAAGGUGACUGUCAGGAUACAAGCCAUGCCACAUCUUUGCCAUCUUCUGGAAACGCAACAGCAGCUGCUAGCAGGAAUGUUAUAAGUCGCUACCAUCUUGAUAGUAGUGUAUUGUCACAACACGGCUACAAAAAGAAAAGCAGUGGGAGUUCCAAAUCCUCCAGUAAAGGUGGUUACCUCAGUGAUGGAGACUCUCCUGAACUUAUAGCAAAAUCGGGAAAACAUGGUUCUGUCAGCAGGUUUGGGAAAGGAAAAGAGACACUUCCUAGUAACAGCAAUAAACCUGAAAUAGACAUUGAUGCUUUUAGACAUUACAGCUUUUCUGAUCAACCCAAAUGUUCCCAAUACAUAUCUGGACUCAUGAGUGUUCACUUCUAUGGUGCUGAAGAUUUGAAACCACCACGGAUGGACUCGAAAGAUGUCUUUUGUGCAAUUCAGGUAGAUUCAGUAAACAAAGCAAGAACAGCCUUGCUGACAUGCAGGACAACUUUUUUGGAUAUGGACCACACUUUCAACAUAGAAAUUGAAAAUGCCCAGCACUUAAAACUAGUGGUCUUCAGCUGGGAGUCUACCCCACGGAAAAAUCGUGUUUGCUGUUACGGAACAGUGGUUCUCCCCACUCUUUUUCGAGUGACAAAGACGCAUCAGCUGGCUGUCAAACUGGAGCCCAGAGGACUUAUUUAUGUCAAACUGACCCUCAUAGAACAAUGGGAGAAUUCUCUUGAUGGUCUAGUUGCAGAUCGAGAGCCAGUGAUAUUUGGAGUAGAUGCUCGAAAAGUUGUUGAGAAGGAAAAUGUGGGCUUGAUGGUACCGCUUCUGAUGCAGAAAUGUAUUGAGGAGAUUGAAAAGAGAGGCUGCCAGGUUGUAGGCCUGUACCGAUUAUGUGGUUCAGCAGCAGUCAAGAAAGAGCUUCGAGAGGCGUUUGAGAGGGAUAGCAAGGCUGCUACUCUCUGUGAAAACCAAUACCCAGAUAUUAAUGUGAUAACAGGGGUCCUCAAGGAUUAUCUAAGAGAGCUGCCCUCUCCCCUGAUAUCUAAGCAGCUCUAUGAAACAGCGUUAGAUGCCAUGAUGAAAAAUCCCUUGAAAAUGACAGCAAGCGGUUGUGAAAAUGACCCAAGUGACUCUGAGCGUACGGUGGCCCUUUUGGAUUGUCUCCCAGAUGUUGAAAAGGCAACCCUAAAGAUGCUGCUGGAUCACCUGAAAUUGGUGGCGUCUUAUCAUGAAGUAAAUAAGAUGACGUGCCAGAAUUUAGCUGUGUGUUUUGGGCCUGUCUUACUGAGCCAGAGGCAGGAGACCUCAAACCAUAAUAACAGAGUCUUUACAGAUUCAGAAGAGCUUGCUAGUGCCCUGGACUUCAAAAAACACAUAGAAGUUCUUCAUUAUUUGCUCCAGCUAUGGCCAGUGCAAUGUUCAGCUGCCAAAGAAUCAACAUACUCAAACGUGUUUCCAGGGAACCAGUUAUCAUUGAGUUAUCUGAGACCCAAGAAGCUGCCGCCUCAGAUGUUGGAUUUGAGCAGUACUGAAAUGUCAGGGGUACGUAGGCCCAGACCAGCCAGACUAGACAGUCCCUCAAGUAAUCGCUACGCAGGAGACUGGAGCAGUUGUGGGGAAAACUACUUUUUGGAUCCAAAGGAGACACUAAAUGAAGCAGACUAUGAUGAUGUUCCUUCAGAAGAUACAGAAAGUGGGGAAGAAUGCAGCAAAGUAGAUGGACCAGAUAGACUGAUUGAACAUGCAAAAUCCAGGUCUAAAGAGCAUACAUUUCAGACCUAUCUGACAAUGCAAACAAUAGAUUCAGCAGUGGACCAUAGAGUAAACCUGAAAGACCUACAAGAAAGUAUUGAUACUCUGAUAGGAAACUUGGAGCGAGAACUCAACAAAAACAAACUAAAUAUUACUUACUAAUUUCUUUGCACGAUACCUGCUGUUGAUACCUCCCUGUUCCUCCACCCGCCUCUUCAAAAAAGUCUGUCUGUGGUUUUUUUAAUGCAUUGUGGAAUAAUCUGUGGCCUCCCUUGGAUAAACAAGUCCAAUUUAGCCAAUCCAUUAUUGUGGAUAAUUUUUCUUCUCGUUAGAAGAAUACGU